UAGUGGUGAACCGCCACCCCUAAGGAUGUGAGGCAACUUUGGACGAGUAAGCACACAGCACUCAGCCCCAUCCAGAGCCUCAGGCUUCACUUGUUCCGGACUAUUUCCUUGUUUUUCGACCGCUUGUCUUUUCUCUUCUGCCCUCGCUUCAUCCAGCAUUUAAGCCGCUUCAAAUGUUGCGUGUUGGUGCAGAUGACUGCUUUUUUAAACCUCAUUCAGUUCUGAAUCGGUAACGGGUUCUUCGGUAUCUCUUGUCUCUAACUGAAGAGCCUCCUUUGUUGAUCUCGCUUCCAAGUCCUCCAGCGCUUGGUGAAUAUACAACCACCACCCUGGACUAGAGCACCCUUUGCAGCUCGCAUUUCGCAUCACUUCCCAUUUACGGGGCUUGGCAGUUGCGCACUCAUUCUUUUCCCGUGGUCCACUCGCCAAGCGGCUUGUCAUCUCCCAGUUCACUUUACGACUGAGUACAGUCUGAACAACGCGAUCAUGAGAGGAUACGCCGCCGUGGCGUUCGGCGCGAUACUUGCUGGCGCCGUCCAUGCCUCUGCCGGCAAUGGUGUCGUCCAGUGGGACAUCCGGAGGACGCAGCGGCAAGAGGAGUUACAGAGACUAAACAGGAGACUACGCAAACGGGCAAAUCCCGUGCUGGAGGUCAUCACCAACGAGAAAAUCCGAGGAGGGUAUUUUGCAACUUGCAAGAUCGGGACGCCAGGGCAGGACUUGACGCUCCAGCUGGAUACUGGAAGUAGCGAUAUCUGGGUACCAGAUUCCGCCGCCCAGGUUUGUCGCGAGAUCGGCACCGAAGGGUGCGCUCUGGGAACUUUCAACCCCAACCGGUCUAGCUCGUUCGAGGUCAUUGGCGAGGGCCAGUUCGACAUCGAGUACGUGGACGGGAGCUCAUCGAAGGGCGACUACUUCACAGAUGUCUUUCAGAUUGGCGACAUCUCGGUGCAGAACAUGACCAUGGGGCUUGGUCUCCACACGGAUAUCGCAUACGGACUGGUUGGCGUCGGAUACGCCAUCAACGAGGCGAUUGUGGCCACAACACAAUCGCGCGAUUCGGUUUAUCCCAACCUUCCCGUGCAGAUGGUCGACCAAGGCCUCAUCAACACGGUCGCUUACAGCCUGUGGCUGAACGAUCUUGACGCGAGCUCGGGCAGCAUCUUGUUUGGUGGGAUCGACACCGAGAAGUACCAAGGAGAGCUGACGAGAAUCGACAUCUACCCUACCUCGCAGGGCGAUUUCUCGUCCUUUGUGGUGGCCCUGACGUCGCUAGAGGCCCGCAGCCCCAGCGGCCAGGACACCCUCACCUCGCAAGAGUUUCCUAUCCCUGUCGUGCUCGACUCAGGCACAACCCUGUCGUACCUGCCGACCGAUCUGGCGACGCAGGCUUGGAAAGAAGUCGGUGCCUUCUACUUGCCGGAAGUCGGGGCCGCCGUCCUUCCCUGCGACAUGGAGAACAGCAAAGGCUCCUUCUCUUUCGGCUUCGCCGGCCCGGACGGGCCCCGAAUCACCGUCGGCAUGGACGAGCUGGUUCUCGACAUGACCGAUGGUCAGGCCCCGCAAUUCUUGUCCGGUCCGUAUAAGGGCCGAGACGUGUGCCAAUUCGGCAUCCAGAACUUUACCUCGGCACCCUUCCUACUGGGCGACACCUUCCUGCGUUCGGCGUACGUGGUCUACGACCUAGUCAACAACCAGAUCGGCAUUGCCGCAACCGACUUCAACUCGACCGACAGCAACAUUGUGCCGUUUCCCAGCAUGGGCGCGCCCAUCCCGUCGGCGACGGUGGCAGCCAACCAGAGGGAGGUCACCCGGGUUCCUACCGUAACGGAGCCGGCGUACUCGGCCAGCCAGGGGUUUAUGGAGAGCGCCAGUGGGGAGGAAAGCCUCGCACCGGGCAUGCCUGCGGCUUGGGGGAUGGGCCAGCUGCUGGUCGUGGGCGUCACGAUGGCCUUGACCGCUCUUGGCUCGGGAUUGUUUUUCGUAUUGUGAGUUCGAUUUUCGAUUCACUACUGUCUGAAUCUGGGACAUAUAGACGGUCAUCCAUCUAAAUGUCUUGUAAUCUCUCUCUCUCUUUUUUCUUUUUUCUUUUUCAGAGGCAUAACUUGUUAGGUUGUGGGUGUCGAUGUCGAGAUCCUAUGGAGUACCAUUGUUACCGAUCUUGCAUAUUUGUAUGUACUGUACAGACGUAUAGACAAGCGAUUACAUGUAACCAAUAUCCUCAUGCCUGCCUAUGCAUCUUGAACAUCCUUUAGGGGUCCGAUGCCGAGCAAUACAACCUCACCAUCCCUGGUUGUCUCAGACCAGAUAGCAUACAGUACAAUGCACAAAGUAGGAG
Molecule: messenger RNA, 2338 nt
Organism: Thermothelomyces thermophilus ATCC 42464
Lineage: Eukaryota; Fungi; Ascomycota; Sordariomycetes; Sordariales; Chaetomiaceae
Exons: 3
Coding region: 487-1992 (501 amino acids)
Biological process (GO): proteolysis
Molecular function (GO): aspartic-type endopeptidase activity
Source: RefSeq, a predicted model, not a curated record